UUCUGUUUUGCCUUAUGAUUCUCCAUUUAAAAGCUAAUUAUUUUUAUGGUUUCAGCUUAAGGUCACAUGCAUCCUACCUCCUAUUUCUAAUGAUCCAGAAGCUGAUGUUUGCAUGGAAGACGAAGCUAAUAAAGAUCUGGAUGACAUGGCCGAUUUAUCCAAGAGAGGUUAUAAGUUUAAAAUUAGAGAUUGGCGAAACAUGUCAGUAGACCUAUACGGUGCUAAUGAACAAAUAAGAAGAGCAUCUUUACUGUUUGGGAAUGGAGGGAUGAGUCAAGCUUCUUCUUCGUAUCAGGAGGAGUCUUUGGAAUCAAAGAUCAACAGAAUCAGCGAGAUGGUGGGAGAUAAUUUAAGGAUCAUGAACGAUCGUUUGUGUUUGAUUGAAAAAGACAGGAAACAGAUUAAAGAACGUGUGACAAAACUAGAGAAACUACAAAGAGUUACUUCAUAUGAAACUCCAAACAAUGAGACUGACACAACUCCAUUUCAUGAGACGGCUUCCAGACAAGGUGAAGCCAAUGCAGAUCAAGCAGAUGAACAACUUAACAAUGAGGAUACACGAGAGCCUAUGAAUGAGAUCACGAAAGAGACACCUGGUUCUCCAAUAGCUCAACAGAAUAUUGAGACUCCAGUCCUUACUCCAAUUCAGACGCAGCAGGAGACUCACGAGCUUAUGAAUGAGAUCAUUUCACCAAACAUUUCCGACACACAGCCAAAUACCCGAGCUCGCAGAAAUCUUUUAACAGAGCAAAAUAAGGAUGUAGAAAGCAGAGUUCAAAAUCCCUUUGAGAUCGGAGCAAAUGUGGAGAUUUCAUCACAAGAUGACAAUACUUGUCAUAAAUGGUAUCCAGGAAAUGUGUUGGCAACAUAUUUGGUUGAUGGGGUUGAGAUGGUGAAAGUUGAGUACUCCGUCCCGUCUCUGGACGAAAAGAAGAGGAAAAGGAGUGUUGAGACACGUGUAUCAAUUGACAGAAUACGUCCUCAACCACCACCUGAGAGAUCUGGAGCGAAGAAAAGUUAUGAGCUAAUGCAGGACGUGGAGGCGUUCGACAAUGGUGCCUGGUGCGCUGGAAAAGUUAAAGUCAUUUUGUUUGAUGGCUCGUGUUUUGUCUCUUUGAACAAUUCUAAAGAACAAAUUUACUUCCACCAUUCUGAGAUGCGAAAACCAAGAAAAUGGGUAGAUGGUGUUUGGGAGAUGACAAAAAAGAUGGAAGAAGAGCAGACGCAGAGUGUGAAUCCAAGUGAAGGAGAUGGUGAUAAAAAGGGGAAGGCGAAGGCUGUCGCUUGUAAGAAAAAUGAAGCAGCUGGUCCAUCAGAAGAUGGUGUUGGGAAAAUGGCAAAAGAGAUGGAAGUAAAGCAGGGUAAGAGUGUGAAACCAAGUCAAGACGAUCAUGCAAAAAAGGGGAAGCCUGAUGUUGGUAAGAAGAAGAAAGCAAAUGCUCAGCCAGUAGAUUUGCUUCCUUUUCUACAGCGAGAAGAGAAGAGGCCAAUACGACCUAGAAACCCUCCUAUACCUGUAACACCUGAGGUAAUCCUUCCAAUUGAUCCAUUUGUGACACCUGAAUUUCCUCGGUUUUCAAGGCUUGCACACUGGAUGGAUCUACGGGGCAUAUAUCGUGUACCGUUUUAUAUCAAUGGAAAAGAAAUUGAAAAAGAGUUCUUUCAAAAAAUGGACGAUGCAGAAAACAAUCUCAACAAAGAGCACAUAAAUGUUGCAUUUGAAAUGCUAAAUUGUAAGAGGGUUGAGCAAGGUGCUUGGUUCCGCAACAACAAUCUUCCAGCAGCAUGCUUUGUACCAGUCAAAUUCUUAGAAGUGGUUGGGUACGCUUAUGAAUCUGUCAGGAAGCCACAUAAGAAAAAAAAACGUUAUUGGAGGGCUGUGUAGGCGAACUUGUGAAAGGUUUAAUACAUCCAAAGAAGGUAUGGCUGGAAGAUGUUGAUGUUAUAUAUGGUGUCAUUGAAGAUAAGUUGAGCUAUCACUAUAUUGGGGUGGAGAUACAAUUGAUGGACAACACAAUCACACUCUUCCAUUGUGGUCUUCCAAAAGCAAAUAUCAAACGUGCUCUUAAUCAAAUCCAAGAACUGGCAGGUAAAAACUCUUUGUGAUUUAUUAAUUUUAUCAUUCAGUGUAGAAAAAUCAGUUUUAUUGUCUGUUGGUGAUUGAUUUAUUGUAUAAUUUUGGGUAUUUAUGACAGUGUUGAUUAGUGCCAUAAGAUGGAACUUCUUGGUGAAGAGGUUAAUUUCGAAGAUAUCAGUCCAUUUCAAGUUAAGUUUGCAGAAGGGCUUCCAAAGACAAAAUUUCCAUACAACUGUGGUAUUUUUGUUGUGAAGAUGCUGGAAUGCAGGUCACUGGGAUUGAAGAGCAUGGCUAAUAUAAAUGAUGAAACUGCGAUGGACUUACGAAGCAAGCUAUGUUGUGAGAUCUUCGACCAGUUUAUGGAUAAAGAUUUCCAGGAAGGUCAAAGGAAGUGAAAAUGUCAUAUUUGUUCUGUUUUCUACUCUGUUUUUCUACUUUGAUAUUAAUUAUCCCUAACGUUUAAGUUUAAGUUUGUAAUGAAUUAUCCCUAACGUUUUUUUCAUUUAGAUUGUUAUUGAAAUAUUUUUAGGAUGUAUUGAUGAAUUGUCAAAUGCUUAUGGUACUUUUAGGAUGAGUUUCCAGAAAAAGAGUGAGAAAGCAAAAUGCACCAUAGCCUAGCAAAUUCCUUUAAAGUUUACAAAAAAAAAAUGAAAAAGAAUGUGAUCCAAUGUUGAUUGAACUCGUGAACUCUCGAAAGAUGAAUUAAAGUGUGCAGCCGUUGUGCCAAGGGUGUUAUACUUGCCAAAAGCUAUAAUAAAACCAAAAUAACUUUUGAAUAUUUAAUUAAAAACAGAAAAAAAUGUGAGUAUACACAACGGGGAUCGAACACGGCUUAUUGUGUGAUAAGGGUACACUAAGAGUAGAAGGGCUUGCCACUAGGCUAUGGUGGAUAUUCGAUAACAGAGUAAAUGUGAACUUAUUUAUUCACAGACGAUAGAUUUAUAUAAUCUGGAUAUCAUUUUAGGUAUUCAGGAUAGCUUUCCAAAAACAAAUUCCUUUAAAGUUUACAAAAAAAAAUGAAAAAGAAUGUGAUCUGAUGUUGAUUGAACUCGUGAACUCUCGAAAGAUGAAUCAAAGUGUGCAGCCGUUGUGCCAAGGGUGUUAUACUUGCAAAAAGCUA
Molecule: messenger RNA, 3197 nt
Organism: Brassica rapa (field mustard)
Lineage: Eukaryota; Viridiplantae; Streptophyta; Magnoliopsida; Brassicales; Brassicaceae
Source: RefSeq, a predicted model, not a curated record